ACUAAACUCCACCGUCUGUAUUGAUAUGACUAAUUGAGUUUCGUUGUUAUAGCUAGACUGACAGUCAUGCGCCAAGUGAAAAAAGGAAGACAACCACGCACUGCUACUUUCUAUAGGAGUGGUUCUGCAAAGUUCAGUGCCAGAGGGUCGUUUAAGUGUCAGUGAAGCAAUAAACUCUUAACAACUACAGCUCAGUAGGCAUCUCAUGCACAUAUAAUCACAAUCAGAAACAAGAACAAGAGUUCAUGUAUGUGUGGAGGAAAGAAGAAAACCCUCGUAGUUGCUAAACAGUGUUGCUGAAGUAGCAUUCUAUGGACAGAUGAGACAAGCAUUAAAAUUAUGACUGAGAAUCUCACUCUAGAACCUUGAGGCGUGGCGCAGAAAGCAAAUUGUGUCAUUCUGCUAAGUCAUGACUUAAACAAACGUUAGUUCAUAUAAAAGCAAAGGGGUCCCACAUGUUGUCUCUUGACCCGCUACUUGCUACUUUUCAUCAUUUCAUCGUUCGCCGGCCUUUGAGUGACUGUCUUUUUGUAUCUGUGACUCCAGGACUGCUUGCCUUGCUGUUGAUAGUGUUGGAGUGGACCCGGCCAGGCCUACCAUCCCCGCUGAGGCCAAUCUGUGACCUGAGAGUCCUGAAUCAUUUCAUUAAGGAAGCACAAGACGCAGAAGUCGCUAUGAAGUCGUGCAGAGAAGGAUGCAGCCUGUCAGAGUCUGUCACUGUUCCCCAAACCAGAGUUGAAUUUGAUGUCUGGGAGAAGAAAAAUGCACUGGAGCAAGCCCAGGAGGUGCAGUCUGGUUUAUGGCUCUUACAACAGGCCCUCAACUUGCUACGGACCUCAGUCACCAACACAGCACUGCAAAGCCACAUAGACAACUCAAUCAGAAACCUGCUCAGCAUCAAUGGUGUGCUCCGUAGCCUCAACAUCCAGGAAUACACCCCACCAGCAAGUGCAGCAGGGCUUGAGGGAACAUGGAGGGUGUCCUCUGCAACGGAUUUGCUUCAAGUCUACGUCAACUUCCUGCGAGGCAAAGUGCGCCUCCUUCUUUUGGAUGCGCAGGCUUGUCAGCAAGAUGUCAGCUGAUCAGCUGUUCUCCAUACUCCAGGCGAAGCUAAUUUGUG
Molecule: messenger RNA, 1120 nt
Organism: Morone saxatilis (striped sea-bass)
Lineage: Eukaryota; Metazoa; Chordata; Actinopteri; Moronidae
Gene: epoa
Product: erythropoietin a
Exons: 4
Coding region: 456-1082 (208 amino acids)
Biological process (GO): nucleate erythrocyte development
Cellular component (GO): extracellular region
Molecular function (GO): erythropoietin receptor binding; hormone activity; cytokine activity
Source: RefSeq, a predicted model, not a curated record